Clonostachys solani is the source of this 912-nucleotide messenger RNA. Lineage: Eukaryota; Fungi; Ascomycota; Sordariomycetes; Hypocreales; Bionectriaceae. The record is from the annotation of a GenBank genome assembly.
AUGUCUGCAUCAAUUCAGUCUGGUGACCUCUUUGAUGUCAAAGGCUUGAUCGCCUUUGUUACUGGUGGUGCUACUGGGAUUGGCCUCCUGAUCGCCCAGGCGCUGGAGGCAAAUGGAGCGAUUGUAUACAUAUUCGGCCGUCGACAAGAGUCUCUGGAUCAGGCCGUCAAAACAGCUGUGCGCAUUCAUAAUGACCCCUCCCCAUCACACCACCUGUUCCUAUUUUCUUUUAAACACGGCAACAUUCACGCUAUUCAAGGCGAUGUGACGAACAAGGCAGAUCUCGAGAGGGCCGCCAAACAGAUCCAGUCUGUCCACGGUUAUAUCAACAUCGUGUUUGCUAAUGCCGGCAUCGGAGGCCCAUCACUGGCAGGGCUGAAGCCUGAGGCCAGUAUUGAAGAGUUACAGAAGCAUCUGUGGAACUGGGGGGCAGACGAUUUUACUAACACUUUUGCUGUCAAUGCUACUGGCGCCUUUAACACCGUGGCCGCCUUCCUGCAACUGCUUGACCAGGGCAACAAGCAAGGAAGUGUAUCACAGAAAAGCCAGGUCAUUGUCACAAGCAGCAUCGGCGCGUUCAACCGCAGACCGGGUCUGGGUUACGCAUACAGUGCCUCCAAAGCCGCCGUUACCCACAUCUUCAAGCAAUUGGCCACCACACUGGUUCCAUACGAUAUCCGGGCUAACAUCAUCGCACCUGGCUUUUAUCCGAGCGAACUGACGGCCAAGACACUUGAGGAGCGUGAGAAGACCGGUUGGCCCAAGAGUGUGGUCCCAGCCGAGCGCCCUGGAGAUGCUCAAGAUAUUGCAGGGACUGUGUUGUAUCUCGCUAGCCGAGCGGGUUCUUAUGUAAACGGGAAUGUCCUCGUAACAGACGGUGGGCGGCUCGGUGUAUUCCCUGCUACUUAUUAG